AUGGAGGGUGCCGACUUUGCCCUUGCCAAGGUUCCUUUUUCUCUCCUGCCUUUGCUCCAAUCCCUGCCUUGCUUUGCUGGGCCUGCCCUUACCUGCUCAGGGAUUAAAUGCGAGGGCGAGGUGUUUCCUCUUCGUGGGUGGACGCCUUCUCAGCCUCGCAUUCACACCCCGAAGGAGCCAAAAGCCCUCACUCUCCUCUGUCUGCCCUUCGGCUACGCUGCCACUUUCCUUCCUCGCCAGACUGGCUCUUCCAGUUUGUACCAAGAAGAGUGUGUCAUCCUGUGUUGUUCAUCCGCUCGCAUCUCUCUUUCUCUUUCAGGGGGAAGAAUGGUCCGUGGCUGGAUCUACAAAGUGGAAGCCAUUAUCCUGAGCCUGGUUGGGUUCACUGGCUUCCUCUUUCUUCUCCAAACCAAUGAUUCCCAGGAUAUCCGCAUCCCAAAGGAAGCCAGAGAAAACCUGGCUCUGAUCCCAGCCACCCCAAAGGGAACCCCCAGACCCAUUGCCGAGUGUCGGGCAAACGCAUCGGUGGCCAAUGUCUCUGGCUUUGCCGAACUCCCGGAUCACAUCAAGGACUUCUUGAGGUACAAACACUGUCGGACAUUUCCGCUCCUCCUGGACGUCCCAGAGAAAUGCGGCCCUCACGACUCUUCUCACCUUGUCUUCUUGCUCCUGGCCAUCAAAUCCUCACCGGGGAACUAUGAGCGCCGCGAAAUCAUCCGCAAGACAUGGGGAGAAGAGCGGACCUUCGAGGGGGUCCGCAUCCGGAGGGUCUUCCUCUCUGGCGUCGCCUCCAGCCCCCGGGAGACCCGCAAGCUGAACCGCCUCCUACGGCUGGAGACGGAGGAGCACCGCGACAUCCUGCAGUGGGACUUCCAGGACAGCUUCUUCAACCUGACCCUCAAGCAGGCCCUCUUCCACGCCUGGAUGGAGGCCCGAUGCCCAGGGGUGCGCUUCAUCUUCAACGGCGACGAUGACGUCUUCGCCAACACUGACAACAUCGUCCGCUACCUGCUGAGUGUCCCGGGGGCCGGCGACCAGCACCUUUUCGUGGGCCAGCUCAUCACCAAUGUGGGCCCCAUCCGUGAGAAGUGGAGCAAGUAUUAUGUGCCGGAGCAGGUCACCGCAUCCAAGUCCUACCCACCGUACUGCGGCGGAGGGGGCCUCCUCAUGUCCGGCUACACCUCCCGCGCCAUCUACAAGGAGUCCCUGGCCCUGGAGCUCUUCCCCAUUGACGACGUCUACCUGGGCAUGUGCCUCCAGAAGGCAGGUCUGGUCCCUGCGUCACACAUGGGCAUCCGGACGGUGGGCGUGAGGGUGCCCUCCUCCAAACUGGAGCCCUUUGACCCCUGCUACUACAAGGAGCUGCUCCUGGUGCACCGCUUCGUUCCCUACGAAAUGCUGGUGAUGUGGAGGGACAUCCACCGGCCGGACUUGGUCUGUGGGAAGAAGGUGGCUGUCUAUGGCAGCCUCUGAGCCUCAGGAGGAACUUUAUAGGCAGCGGACUCUACUUUGUCCCUUCCUCCUCCGUGGUUCUGCAAAGAAGGAAAGGAGAAAGCCGAUCAAAGGAAAGAUAGGUGCCAAAGAUGCCAGGAAGGGGUCCUCCAGGGCUGGGCAGUGGCAGCCAGGAGGAUGCUGUUAAGGGCUCCUGUUUCUCUUUUUGUCUCAGUGAAUCCUCACUGGCUUGGCUUGGCUUCAGAUGCCUUCUCUCCAACUCAUUUCUCCUCCUUCCUCUUCACCUCUUACAACACCAGCAGAAGCAGCCCAAAGUUUCUCCUAGUCCUUUGAUAAAUAUUCUAGCGUUGU
Sceloporus undulatus (fence lizard) is the source of this 1803-nucleotide messenger RNA. It is a transcript of the gene B3GNT3, whose product is annotated as UDP-GlcNAc:betaGal beta-1,3-N-acetylglucosaminyltransferase 3. The transcript is spliced from 3 exons. Gene Ontology annotation, cellular component: membrane. Bases 1 to 1473 code for a protein of 490 amino acids. Gene Ontology annotation, molecular function: hexosyltransferase activity. The record is from RefSeq and is a predicted model, not a curated record. Lineage: Eukaryota; Metazoa; Chordata; Lepidosauria; Squamata; Phrynosomatidae.